Molecule: messenger RNA, 1339 nt
Organism: Choloepus didactylus (southern two-toed sloth)
Lineage: Eukaryota; Metazoa; Chordata; Mammalia; Pilosa; Megalonychidae
Product: zinc finger protein 558-like
Biological process (GO): regulation of transcription by RNA polymerase II
Cellular component (GO): nucleus
Molecular function (GO): RNA polymerase II transcription regulatory region sequence-specific DNA binding; DNA-binding transcription factor activity, RNA polymerase II-specific
Source: RefSeq, a predicted model, not a curated record
UCCUCCCUACCCGUGGUCCUUACCCAGGGUGAUCCUUCCCCCCAGAAAAGAAAAGCAUCUUUCAAGCUCAGAUUUGUUUUGAAACUAUCCUCAAGUUCCACCUCUCCUCACUGAUUCUGGAUUUCUGUAUGACCAGAUCCCUAUCCUGAGUAUACUGAGUGGAAAUAAGAAGAGAACAUCUCAAUCCCUGCUGCCCUCUCCAGAAAUUUACUGGUUGAAUCACAGGAUGGCAGCCAUUGUUCUGUCACCCACUUGUGCUCAGUCUUAUUCCCUUUACCCAGUGUUGCAUGAGAAAGGAUCCAGAGAGGACAAAGGAUUGGCCAACUGGUAUCAGGACUUGGUGACCUUCAAAGAUGUAGCUGUGGAGUUCACCCAGGAUGAAUGGGCAUUACUGAACCCUUCUCAGAGAACACUUUACAGAGAUGUGAUGCUGGAGAACUGCAGAAACCUGGCAUCACUUGGGAAUCAAGUUGAUAAGCCCAGUCUGAUCUCCCAGUUCGAGCAAGAUGACAAGGUAUCAGGAAAAGAGAGAGGAAUUCUCUCAGGUACCUGUCCGGACAGGAGUCACUUUGGAGUGAAACUCAAUGAAUGUAAUCAGUGUUUUAAAGUGUUCAGCACAAAAUCUAACCUUACUCAGCAUAAGAGAAUUCACACUGGAGAAAAACCUUAUGACUGUAAUCAGUGUGGAAAAUCCUUUAGCAGUAGUUCUUACCUUACUGUUCAUAAGAGAAUACACAAUGGGGAGAAACCCUACGAAUGCAGUGACUGUGGGAAAGCCUUCAGUAAUCCUUCAUCCCUUAGACUGCAUGUGAGGAUUCACACUGGAGAAAAACCCUAUGAAUGUAAUCAGUGUUUUUAUGUCUUCCGCACUAGAUGUAUUCUCAAAAGGCACAAGAGAGUUCAUACUGGGGAGAAUCACUAUGAAUGUAAUCAGUGUGGAAAGGCCUUUAGCACAAGCUCCUCCCUUACUGUGCACAAUAGAAUUCAUACAAGGGAGAAACCUUAUGAAUGCCAUGACUGCGGGAAAGCCUUCAGGAAGUGCUCACAUCUGACACAGCAUGUGAGAACUCACACUGGAGAAAAACCGUAUGAAUGUAGUCUGUGUGGAAAAUCAUUCAGCAGUAGCUUUUCUCUUACUGUGCACAAGAGAAUACAUAAUGGAGAGAAACCCUAUGAAUGCAAUGACUGUGGGAAAGCCUUUAAUAAUCUCUCAUCUGUUAAGAAACACUUGAGAACUCACACUGGAGAAAAACCCUAUGAAUAUACUUAUUGUGGAAAAUCCUUCAGCAGUAAUUCUUACCUUUCUGUGCAUAAGAGAAUACAUAAUAGGUCGGUAUGA